This is a messenger RNA of Cynocephalus volans (Philippine flying lemur), 1940 nucleotides long. It is a transcript of the gene MATN1, whose product is annotated as matrilin 1. The record is from RefSeq and is a predicted model, not a curated record. Gene Ontology annotation, molecular function: calcium ion binding. The transcript has 8 exons. Lineage: Eukaryota; Metazoa; Chordata; Mammalia; Dermoptera; Cynocephalidae. The coding region runs from base 1 to 1491 and encodes 496 amino acids.
AUGGGGGUCGUCGCUGGUGCCAGCCUCGUGCUCUGCGGCCUGCUGCAGCUGCUUCUGGCCCCACACAGCCUUGGCCGCAUCCCUGAGUCCAGAGGGCACCUCUGCAGGACGCGGCCCACGGACCUGGUGUUUGUCGUCGACAGCUCUCGCAGCGUGCGGCCUGUGGAAUUUGAGAAGGUGAAGGUGUUCCUGUCUCAGGUCAUCGAGUCGCUGGACGUGGGACCCAAUGCCACCCGGGUGGGUUUGGUCAACUAUGCCAGUGCCGUGAAGCAGGAAUUCCCGCUGCGGGCCCACAGCUCCAAGGCUGCGCUGCUGCAGGCCGUGCGCCGCAUCCAGCCGCUGUCCACCGGCACCAUGACUGGUCUGGCCAUCCAGUUCACCAUCAGCAAGGCCUUCAGCGACGCCGAGGGCGGUCGCACCAGGUCUCCCGACAUCAGCAAGGUGGCCAUCGUGGUGACCGACGGGAGGCCCCAGGACAGCGUGCGGGACGUGUCUGCGCGGGCCAGGGCCAGCGGCAUCGAGCUCUUCGCCAUCGGCGUGGGCCGCGUAGACAAGGCCACGCUGCAGCAGAUCGCCAGCGAGCCGCAGGAAGAGCACGUCGACUACGUGGAGAGCUACAGCGUCAUCGAGAAGCUGUCCAGGAAGUUCCAGGAGGCCUUCUGCGUGGUGUCAGACCUGUGUGCCACAGGAGACCACGACUGUGAGCAGGUGUGCAUCAGCUCCCCGGGCUCCUACACCUGUGCCUGCCGUGAGGGCUUCACCCUGAACAGUGAUGGCAAGACCUGCAAUGUCUGCAGCGGUGGUGGUGGCAGCUCGGCCACUGACCUGGUCUUCCUUAUUGAUGGAUCCAAAAGUGUGCGGCCAGAGAACUUUGAGCUGGUGAAGAAGUUCAUCAACCAGAUUGUGGACACACUGGAUGUGUCAGACAGGCUGGCCCAAGUGGGGCUGGUGCAGUACUCCAGCUCUGUGCGCCAGGAGUUCCCACUGGGUCGCUUCCACACCAAGAAGGACAUCAAGGCAGCUGUGAGGAAUAUGUCCUACAUGGAGAAGGGCACCAUGACUGGGGCUGCCCUCAAGUACCUCAUCGACAAUUCCUUCACUGUGUCCAGCGGGGCUAGGCCUGGUGCCCAGAAGGUUGGCAUCGUCUUCACUGAUGGCCGGAGCCAGGACUACAUUAAUGAUGCUGCCAAGAAGGCCAAGGACCUUGGCUUUAAGAUGUUUGCUGUGGGUGUGGGCAAUGCCGUGGAGGACGAGCUGAGGGAAAUCGCCUCAGAGCCCGUGGCAGAGCACUACUUCUACACGGCUGACUUCAAGACCAUCAACCAGAUCGGCAAGAAGUUGCAGAAGAAGAUCUGUGUCGAGGAAGACCCAUGUGCCUGCGAAUCCCUUGUGAAAUUCCAGGCCAAAGUGGAGGGGCUGGUGCAGGCCCUGACCAGGAAACUGGAAGCUGUGAGUAAGAGGCUGGCCAUCCUGGAGAACAGAAUUGUGUAAGGCUGCCUGUCCCCACCACGGCCUGUCUGUCUUCCACCCAGAGCACAGUUCAGAGAGUCCUGUGUGCAUCCUCUGUAGCCCUGAGUUUAGUCUAGCUUUGCCAUUUUAGUGAGGGGCAUUUGGGAGGGACUGGGCACUGGGAUGGUACCAGCCCCCCCAGCCCCUGCCUUCCUGCCAGCCUAGGAGUGGGAGGAGUGUGUCUGAGCAUGUCUGUUGGGAAUGUGUGACAGUGUUAGGGAGCAUGUGUAUGUCAUGUGUGUGCGCAUGUGCCUGAGGGCAGAUGUGUGUGUGGGAGCAGGAUGGUGUGUGCUUGAGUGAGAACGCAAGGGUGAGUGUGAGAGGGACUGUGUUCGUACGAUUUUCCAAUCAAAAGCUUAAUAUAUUCCUCCUUUUUUUGGUUAACCCUUUCUUGACUCUGAGUGCUGUGAUCUCUUUUCUGAUUUCUCUAU